This is a messenger RNA of Trichechus manatus latirostris (Florida manatee), 5271 nucleotides long. It is a transcript of the gene NCAPD2, whose product is annotated as non-SMC condensin I complex subunit D2. Gene Ontology annotation, cellular component: nucleus; condensed chromosome, centromeric region; condensin complex. Gene Ontology annotation, biological process: mitotic chromosome condensation; meiotic chromosome condensation; mitotic cell cycle. Bases 103 to 4230 code for a protein of 1375 amino acids. The transcript has 32 exons. The record is from RefSeq and is a predicted model, not a curated record. NCBI's taxonomy places the organism in Eukaryota, Metazoa, Chordata, Mammalia, Sirenia, Trichechidae. Gene Ontology annotation, molecular function: histone binding.
UGUGCGGUCAGUGUUUUUUCCUUCCGUUUAGGUCGGACAACCUGAGUCGGAGGAGCGGCGGGUGAGGGGCUUGACUAAGCCCUGUGAGCCAGUGGGAGAAAGAUGUCUCCCCAGCUGUAUGAGUUCCAUCUGCCCUUAUCCCCAGAGGAGUUGUUGAAAAGUGGAGGGGUGAAUCAGUAUGUUGUGCAAGAGGUGCUAUCCAUCAGACAUCUUCCAUCACAGCUUAAAGCAUUUCAGGCUGCCUUCCGAGCCCAGGGGCCUCUGGCCAUGCUGGAGCACUUUGAUACUGUCUACAGCAUUAUACAUCACUUUCGAAGUAUAGAUCCUGGCCUCAAGGAAGAUACUCUGGAAUUCCUGAUAAAAGUGGUAUCCCGCCAUUCCCAAGAACUUCCAGCUAUCUUGGAUGAUGCAGCUUUGAGUGUGUCAGAUAGAAGCGCCCACCUAAAUGCCCUCAAAAUGAACUGCUAUGCUCUGAUCCGCCUUUUGGAAGCCUUCGAGACCAUGACCAGCCAGACAAACCUCACGGACCUGGACCUUGGUGGGAAGGGUAAGAAAGCCCGGGCCAAGGCAGCCCAUGGCUUUGACUGGGAAGAAGAGAGGCAACCAGUUCUUCAGCUUUUAACACAGCUGCUGCAGCUGGACAUUCGUCACCUUUGGAACCACUCAAUAAUUGAAGAGGAAUUUGUCAGUUUGGUUACUGGUUGCUGCUACCGCCUCCUGGAGAACCCUACCAUUAGUCACCAGAAGAACCGCCCCACCCGGGAAGCCAUAACACAUCUGCUGGGUGUGGCCCUGACACGCUACAACCAUAUGCUCAGUGCCGCUGUGAAGAUUAUCCAGAUGCUGCAGCACUUUGAACACCUGGCAUCUGUACUGGUGACAGCUGUGAGUCUUUGGGCAACGGAUUAUGGAAUGAAGAGCAUAGUGGGAGAGAUUGUUAGGGAGAUUGGACAGAAGUGUCCCCAGGAGCUGAGUCGGGACCCUUCAGGGGCAAAGGGCUUUGCAGCUUUCCUGACAGAACUAGCAGAACGUGUCCCAGCUAUCCUGAUGUCCAACAUGUGUGUUUUGCUAGAUCACCUGGAUGGAGAGAAUUACAUGAUGCGCAAUGCUGUGCUUGCGGCCAUGGCAGAGAUGGUACUGCAGGUUCUCAAUAGUGAUCAGCUGGAGGAAACAGCCCGAGACACCAGAGACCAGUUCUUGGACACCUUGCAAGCCCAUGGCCAUGAUGUCAACUCUUUUGUGCGGAGCCGUGUUUUGCAGCUCUUCACCCGAAUCGUCCAGCAGAAGGCUCUCCCCCUGACCCGUUUCCAGACAGUGGUGGCUUUAGCAGUGGGACGUCUGGCAGACAAAUCGGUGCUAGUGUGUAAAAAUGCCAUCCAGCUGCUGGCCAGUUUUCUAGCCAAUAAUCCCUUCUCCUGCAAGCUUAGUGAUACUGACCUUGCUGGACCACUGCAGAAGGAGACCCAGAAAUUACAAGAGAUGAGGGCCCAGAGGCAAGCUGCAGUUGCUUCCGCAGUGCUAGACCCAGAGGAGGAGUGGGAAGCCAUGCUGCCAGAGUUGACAUGUACCCUGCAGCAGCUUCUAAAGCUUCCCCAGGAAGAAGAGGAGAUUUCUGAGGAAAUUACUAAUACGGAAACUGCUGAAGAGGUGAAACGACGGAUCCAUCAGCUGCUUGCCAAAGCUAGUUACAAAUACGAGAACAGGCUAAGGUUAGAUGACUUGGCCGUCACACAGCUAAUAAGCACAACAGUUUCCACACAGGAGAAGAAUCCCCAGGGGUCUGCAGGGAGCAUGGGCCCAGAACAGAGUGUCUGUAAGGACACGCCCAAUAUGUUAGAGCCUGAGAAAUCCAGGGAAAAUGAUGAACUGGUGAAGCAAGAGAUGCUAGUGCAGUAUCUGCAGGACGCCUACAACUUCUCUCUGAAGAUUACAGAGGCCAUUGGCAUCAUCAGCACAAUGAUGUAUGAAAGCACAACUACAGUGGUGCAGGAGGUGAUUGAGUUCUUUGUGAUGGUGUCUCAGUUUGGGGUACCCCAGGCCCUGUUUGGGGUACGCCGCAUGCUGCCUCUCAUCUGGUCUAAGGAGCCUGGUGUCCGGGAAGCUGUGCUUAAUGCCUACCGCCAACUUUACCUCAACCCCAAAGGGGACUCUGCCAGAGCCAAGGCCCAGGCUUUGAUCCAGAAUCUCUCUUUGUUGCUAGUGGAUGCCUCAGUUGGGACCAUUCAAUGUCUUGAGGAAAUUCUCUGUGAAUUUGUGCAGAAGGAUGAGUUGAAACCAGCAGUGACCCAGCUGCUAUGGGAGCAGGCAACCGAGAAGAUCCCCCGCUCUCCUCUGGAGCGCUGUUCCUCUGUCAUGCUUCUGGGGAUGAUGGCACGAGGAAAACCAGAAAUUGUGGGAAGCAACUUAGACACACUGGUAAGCAUAGGGCUGGAUGAGAAGUUUCCACAGGAUUAUCGGCUGGCCCAACAGGUAUGCCAUGCCAUUGCCAACAUCUCCGACAGGAGAAAGCCCUCUCUGGGGAAACGUCACCCUCCCUUCCGGCUGCCUCAGGAGCACAAGUUGUUUAAUCGACUGCGGGAGAUGGUCACAAAAGGCUUUGUCCACCCAGACCCACUCUGGAUCCCAUUCAAAGAGGUGGCAGUGACCCUCAUUUACCAUCUAGCAGAGGGUCCUGACGUGAUCUGUGCCCAGAUAUUACAGGACUGUGCAAAGCAGGCCCUGGAGAAGCUGGAGAAGAGCCCCUCCCAGGAGGACCUGAAGGAGACCCCUAUGCUCCCCACUUACCUGCUGAUGAACCUGCUGUCCUUGGCUGGGGAUGUGGCUCUGCAGCAGCUGGUCCAUUUGGAGCAGGCGGUGAGUGGAGAGCUGUAUCGGCGCCGAGUUCUUCGGGAAGAACAGGAGCACAAGACUAAAGGUCCAAAGGAGAAGAAUACAAACUCUGACACCACCAUUGAGGAGGAGCUGGGGCUGGUUGGGGCUACUGCAGACGACACGGAGGCAGAACUAAUCCGUAGCAUCUGCGAGGUGGAACUGUUGGAUGGCAAACAGGUCCUGGCUGCCUUUGUUCCACUUCUGCUUAAAGUCUGCAAUAACCCUGGUCUCUAUAGCAACCCAGAUCUUUCUGCAGCUGCUUCACUUGCCCUUGGCAAGUUCUGCAUGAUCAGUGCCACUUUCUGUGACUCCCAGCUUCGUCUUCUGUUCACCAUGCUUAAAAAGUCCCCACUUCCCAUUGUCCGGUCUAACCUCAUGGUUGCCACUGGGGAUCUGGCCAUCCGCUUCCCCAACCUGGUGGACCCCUGGACACCUCAUCUGUAUGCUCGCCUUCGAGACCCGGCUCAGCAAGUGCGUAAGACAGCAGGGCAGGUGAUGACCCACUUGAUCCUGAAGGACAUGGUGAAAGUGAAGGGGCAAGUGAGCGAGAUGGCGGUGCUGCUCAUUGACCCUGAGCCUCCCAUUGCAGCCCUGGCCAAGAACUUCUUCAAUGAGCUUUCUCACAAGGGCAAUGCAAUCUAUAAUCUCCUUCCAGAUAUCAUCAGCCGCCUGUCAGACCCUGAGGGUGGAGUGGAGGAAGAGCCUUUCCACACCAUCAUGAAGCAGAUCCUCUCCUACAUUACCAAGGACAAGCAGACUGAGAGCCUGGUGGAGAAGCUGUGUCAGCGCUUCCGCACAGCCCGAACCGAGCGGCAGUACCGGGACCUGGCCUACUGUGUGUCCCAGCUGCCCCUCACAGAGCGAGGCCUCGGAAAGAUGCUUGAUAAUUUUGAUUGCUUUGGAGACAAGCUGUCAGAUUCGGCCAUCUUCAGUGCUUUUUUGUUGAUUGUGGGCAGGCUGCGGCGUGGAGCCAAGCCUGAGGGCAAGGCUAUAAUAGAUGAAUUCGAGCAGAAGCUUCGGGCCUGUCACACUAGAGGGGGCGAUGUGCUAGAGGAGCUUGAGACUGGCCAAGGGGGAAGCCAGAGAGCCCCGUCGGGCACCAAGAAACAAUCCGCUGUUUCUAGGCACCAGCACGUGGCUUCUGCUGCCUCCGACGAUGACUUUGUGACACCUGAGCCCCGCCGUACUGCCCGUCGGCAUCCAGAUACCCAGCAGCAAGCUUCUAAAAAGAAACUCAAAAUUGUCUUCUCAAGUGAUGAGUCCAGUGAGGAAGAGCUUUCAGCAGAGAUGACAGAAGAUGAGACACCCAAGAAAACAACCCCCAUCCGCCGAGCGUCCACUCGCAGACACAGGUCCUGAGAGGUCAUCUUGCUUGUUCCCAUCCCUGCUAUGCAGGGGUUCUGUGAGGCCACCUGAAUCCUGUUCUCCUUGUAAAAUAUUUGUUUGCCUGUCUCCUUGUUUUUUAAUACGUAGAUGAUCUUUAUAACGGAAGGCAUUUCUCUUAAACUAGCCUAACUGAACUGAGUUGAACUGCUUUCACUUUGGAGUAUGUUUGCCAAUCUCCUUGUUUUCUAAUGAAUAAAUGUUUUUAUGUACUUUUAUUUUUUUUAAAUAAUAUUUUAUCGUAUUUUCGGUGAGCGUUUACACAGCAAACUAGGUUUUCAUUUAACAAUUUCUACACAAAUUAUUCAGUGAUAUUGGUUACAUUUUUCACAAUGUGUCAGUCAUCCUGGUUGUUGCAUUUCUAGUAAUCUAGUUUCGCUGCCCCCUUACCUUCUCAUCUUUGCUUUAGAGUAAUUGUUGACCAUUUAGUCUCAUAUAGAUGAUUUUUUAAAGAAAGACAGUACUUACAGGUUAUAUUGUUUAUCUUAUGAGCCACUCUGUUGUUUAGCUAAAAGGUAACCUCAGGGGAUAGUUUUAGUUCAAGGUUUGAAGAGUAUCUCAGGGCGAUAUUCUAGGGGACUCCUCGGGUCUCAGUGGAUCCAGCAAGCCUCGGCUCUUUAAGAAUUUAAGUUCUGUUCCACAUUUUUCUUCCAUUCUAUCAGGGUCCAUAUAUUGUGGCCCUGAUCAGAAUGGCUGUUAGUAGUAGCUGGUAGCCAACAGUAAUCGGCACCAUCUAGUUCUUCUGGUCUCAGGGUAGAUGAGGCCAUGGUUCAUGUUGACUAUUAGUCCCAUAGACUAGUUUCUUCUCUGAUCCUUUGGUUUCCUUCUUUCUUUUUUGCUGUGUACAAGUAGAGACCGGUAGUUGUAUCCUAGAUGGCCAUGGCCGCUCGCAGACUUAAAGCCCCAGAUACUACUCACCAAAAUAGGAUGUAGAACAUAAACUUUAUGAACUAUAUUAUCCCAAUUGACCAAGUUGUCCCAUGCCAUGAGAUCAUGGUCCUAAACCUUCAAACCCAU